Messenger RNA from Scutellospora calospora, 336 nucleotides. The record is from the annotation of a GenBank genome assembly. NCBI's taxonomy places the organism in Eukaryota, Fungi, Glomeromycota, Glomeromycetes, Diversisporales, Gigasporaceae.
AUGGCCACUCGAUCACCACAAAACCAAGCGUCUCUAUAUGUUCCCGAAAAUAUCGCUCAUAAUGUCAAAACUAUUACAUUUAUUCGCUCUUCUAUGUCUGCAAUUACCGGUUCAGCUGCUGGAAUCCUAGGGUUAACUGGUUAUUUCGGUUUUAUCUUUUACGGUAUAACCGCUUUGUUCACGUCUUUUCUCAUUUGGGCUUUAAAAACUCAAGCAAAACCAGGGAUAUAUUUUCGUAGCGGAACAGAUGUUUGGACAGAAGGGGUGUUUGGUGGACUAUUUUCUUACGUGCUAUUUUGGACUCUUUUAUAUGGUAUUGUACACGUUUAUGAUUAG